GCGAGUAGGAUUGGCGCUAGGUGUGUUCCGCGUUAUCUUUUUCCGUUUCCCAAAUCCGUAAGAUUUCACGUUCAAGAAUUCUCCUCAAUUGGUCCUAAAAAUAUUAUCCUCAAAACACUAAUUGUGCUGUAACUGGGUCAAGACAGAGCCAGUUUACUUCCAUCUCCUCAAGUGGGGAUCAUACGAUUCAUAUCCGUAAAUGCCCGACGUCGGGAGCAAAGUGGAUUCGUUAAAGUGAAAGUCGUUCGCUGAGCGUCCUGUCGCGCCGUAUUGUACGUAGUCAGUAGUCACCGUGGGUUCAUGUGAGGAGUCCUCAUUGAGCUGGGACGUUGUUUGCGCGGUUCUGGGUUAUGUGCAGGUAGUGGUGAUAAUUGGGGGUGGUUGCUGGGAAUUGAGGAAGAGAAGGUGGUUCUCGUGCAGAACAUAUUUCGUGCGGAGCAAAGGCUCCGGUGGAGCGCAAGUGUUUUGGAAGCAUGUCAAAGAUGCAGUGGCAGUGGCAGUAGCGGCCGCAGGACUUGCACGUAGCUCCAGAUUCAGGUCCAAAUCGAGUCAGUAGACACAAGGCUACCGUCCGAGGAUAGUCGUUCGAAGUGUUGGCUCUUCGGGAUCUUUGCGCUGCAGUUGAGUUGCUUCCGUUAAUCGAAGCAGUUGGAAAGGUGAAUUCGAUAUUUUUGCAAAUUCCUUUUAUUUAAUUUAAAGAAUUGCGCUACGCGGCCUAAUGAAACGUACAGACAAAUUCCUCUGAAAAGGACUUUAAUUUCACCAAAAUAAAAACAAUUAAUCUUCGAGUAGACAUUGAUCAACAUUUGAAUCCGAAUACCGCGUCAUAAUAAUAGUACACUAUCACGUGCACAUAUUUCGUUUCAAUCAUUCCCCUGCCGACCGCAGCGAGCUCUGCUCGUACUUACCGCCCAGCUCGCGCGAGACUAAUUGACAACGCGAAUCUUUCAUGUAAUCGUAGAUUGUUGUGAUUUUUGUGUUGCCUCCUAGAUGCCGUGCAGAACGAGUUAGAUCGGGAACUGAGUCCUGUCACGAGAAAUCUUCCGGUUUACGGGAAGUGGACAUUUUCUCGGCGGGUGUGGUGAUUUGUGGUUCCUUCCGGUGAUUUCGUGCGAAAUUGGAAAUACUCAGGUCUAUUGUCAGUUUCGGUGGUUUUAAGUGAACUUUACGAAUUUCAAGUGAAUUGCUUGUGUGGUUUGGAUUCUUGGUGACGGAUAUUUUUCAGGAAGAAGGAGUAUUGGAAAGCAACACUCCAAGAUGUAUGGAUUCGUGAAUUACGCUUUGGAACUGCUCGUCCUUAAAAAUUUUGGAUUAUCAGUUUGGGAGCAAAUCAAAAAAAAAGCGGAAAUUGCAAUGGAAGGACAAUUUCUCGUUAGGCAAAUUUAUGAUGACGAGAUAACAUACAAUUUAAUUGGGGCAGCUGUUGAAAUUCUCAACAUUCCAGCUGACAGUAUCUUGGAACUUUUUGGAAAGACUUUUUUCGAAUUUUGUCAGGAUUCUGGAUUUGAUAAGAUUCUUCAGGUGCUGGGAGCCACUCCAAGGGACUUUUUACAGAAUUUAGAUGCCCUUCAUGACCACUUAGGCACUCUCUAUCCAGGAAUGAGAGCGCCGUCAUUUCGGUGCACAGAAAAAGAUGGGUCCUUGAUAUUACACUAUUAUUCGGAAAGGCCUGGCUUGGAGCAUAUUGUUAUUGGAAUAGUAAAGGCUGUCGCAUCAAAACUUCACGGCGUCGAAGUUAAUAUAGAAAUAAUCAAGAGAAAAGGUGAACCACUUGAUGAUGACGAAGUUGAGAGGAGCCAACAAAUCGCAUCGUCCUCGUCGGAUAUGAACCUAAGCAAUGCCGUGGACGGUGAUGGUUUGCGGGAGACAAACAAUAAUGAUGAGGGUAAGCAUUGUCUGAGCGAGCCUACAUCGGCCAUUGCGGGACGUAGACGUCGUUCAGCCACUGAGAUCCUUUCGAAAGGAAGAUGUCCUUUUGCAAGCCAACAAAAAAACUCACAAACCUCCUGCGCGAAUCGAACGACGGAUAAGAACCCAUCCAGUGAUAGUAAUUUUGAAGGCAUAAAGAACGAUGGUAAUAGUGACAAUGAGUUUUCAUCGCGACGACCAUCACAUCCUUCAAUCCAUCUUCACGAGAGUUUUGAUGAGAGCAAGGCCAACGAAUGUUUGCGAUUAUGGAAGAACAAAAGUGACGAUAUCGAGAGGUCGGAUCACGUUCAAUUUCUUAUAACUGAAACUUUAGGAGCUAGUCGUACGGCCCAAACCAAUGUAGAAGAAAAAGAACCACCCGACGAGGUCGAUUUCUUUUGUGAAGGUUCCCUGAUAUCGCCAUCAACAUUCUCGAAAAUAUUUCCAUUCCAUUUAAUGUUCGAUCGUAAUAUGAAAAUCGUACAAGCCGGAAAAUCCGUGUCCCGCGUCAUACCCAGGGUAUCGGACAGUGACUGUCCACUACUGGAGGUUCUUGAAGCGAUUCGACCGCAUUUACAGCUCACCUUUGAGAACAUUCUGGCGCACAUUAAUACUAUCUACGUCCUUCAAACACGACCGGGUGCAAUGGAGAAGCAGGAGCGCUACCUGAGAUUAAAGGGUCAAAUGUUGUACAUUGUGGAGUCGGAUUUAAUCUUGUUCCAAUGCUAUCCAAGCGUAAUGAAUUUAAACGAUUUAACAGAAAAAGGCCUAUACGUUUCCGACGUUCCAAUUCACGAUGCAACCAGAGAUCUAGUCCUGCUCUCUGAAAAAUUCGAAGCUGAAUAUAAACUCACACGAAACCUGGAAAUGCUCACCGAUAAAUUACAACAAACAUUUCGAGAACUCGACAGUGAAAAGCAAAAAACCGAUAGAUUACUCUAUUCCGUACUCCCCCAAAGUGUUGCUAACGAACUUCGCCAUCAGCGACCGGUCGCACCGAAAAGGUAUGACUGUGUGACUUUAAUGUUCUCCGGAAUCGUUGGUUUUGGACAAUACUGUGCAGCCAAUACAGAUGCAGAAGGAGCUAUGAAAAUUGUGAAAAUGUUAAAUGAGCUUUAUACUCUUUUCGAUGCCUUAACAGAUUCUAAACGUAAUUCAAAUAUUUAUAAAGUAGAAACUGUAGGAGAUAAGUACAUGGCCGUGUCAGGACUGCCGGAUCCUUGUGAGAACCACGCAGCCUGCAUCUCUAGAUUAGCUUUGGACAUGAUGGAUAUGGCGAAAAAUGUGAAAAUGGGACCAAACCCUAUACAAAUAACAAUUGGAAUUCAUUCGGGCGAAGUGGUUACUGGCGUGAUAGGGAAUCGUGUACCAAGAUACUGCCUUUUCGGGAACACAGUGAAUUUGACGAGCCGUACCGAAACAACCGGAGUGCCUGGAAGGAUAAAUGUUAGCGAGGACACGUACAAAUUUCUUUGCCGAGAUUUCACGGAGGAAGAUAGUCCUUUCAACUUUGAGUAUCGCGGUCCAGUUGUAAUGAAAGGUAAACCUGAACCAAUGAAUGUUUGGUUCCUUACACGAAAACAAACUAACAAGGAACCAGUUGAGAUAACAACGGACCUAUGCCAAUCAACCGAAGCGACGUCAUAGAAAAUAAUUCCACCUAAACUAUGCAAACUUAGACUCAAAUAUAUAAUUUAGAGAAACAAAAAGUCCAAUAUAUGGUGAGUGAAAAAAAAGCAAAUCUACACAUAAAGCAUAUAGAAGUCAAAAGUAUUUAAGAAAUAGUGACGUAGAAACUUUAAGGACACACCUAAUUGCUAGGAUUUUUGUAAAUAGAAAACACUCGUAACAACAUUUCGUUUGGAAAAAAUCAGGACUCACCCACAUGCAUAUGUACUCUAUAUUACGCAUUCACAUUCCAUCAAUGGAUUCCACUGAAUCAACAUCAACACGAUUCAAACGCAUGACUUCAAUUUCGGUUGUUCAUUUAAAACGUUCAAAACAAAUUGCCCGUAAACGGCUCUUAGCAGGUUUCACGUUUUCCCUUUCAAUUAAGUGUAAUUUAGUGGAAAUUUUCAGUGAGCUGAUAAGAAAUAGGUUAAUAUACCAGGAGAGAAUGGUUCUAUCUACCUAUCGGUAGAAUAAAUUCGGUUUGAAAAUCCUUUUCUACAAAUCUACCCGCACUCAAAUCGGCAGGAUUCCAGGGGCCUGACAAAAUAUUCUGAAUAUUAAAGCGCCAAUAUCGUUCAUUGAAAUAGGUCAUGAUGACUGACAUAAUGCGAAAAUGAGGAAAACUAUGCGUUCAUAUAUGAAGAGAUAUUUUGUAACCCUUCUUUCCCCAAAUUUGUCCAUUUUCCAUUCACUAGGUAAUAUGGUAUGCAUAGCACACAAUUUUCGCUAUUAAGUCACUGUAACUAUUUGGUUAGCGUAAUCAUCCCUUCAUUCUUGGAUAGGACUAGCAGUCCAAGUAGCCUCCACAUAAACGUAUGUUUUCAUUGUGAAAACAUCCGAACAAUGCAAUAGUAGCAAUAAUACUCGUACAAUCCGGUCACGUCCGCGAUAAUGUGAAUUAGAUCCACACUACUACUCUGUUAAAUUCUCGGUGGCUUGGAUUUAAAUUGGAAAGGGUUGAUUGCACCUUUAUAACUCCGGUGGUACCUCAAUUAGAUGGUCAUGCGAUUUGAAAUCUGGUUUUCAGCCUGUGUUUUAAAUUUAAUGAAAGAUAGGAGAAUCCAAAGCAAGAUUACGCUUCUAUGAGGUAAUGUGAGUGGUGUUCUGGUAAUAUACCGCCUUCAAUUAAACUGUAUUACGAUAACCCAGUUUUCUCAAAUAAUUAGAAAGAUUUCAAGCCCAAAUGUUACUGGACAUACUAUAAAAGGAAAGUUUUUCAUGGCUUCCUUAAAUUAUAUAACAUGAUCGCAUUCAACGCGUUUCAUAUUCGUUUCACGUUUCCAGGUCACGGAAGGCUCCUUUCUAUUCUAUUUUAUACUCGACUCCCCAAAAAUCCCUUAGAAGUUCGGUAACCUCCAUCCACAACCCGACAUCCUUAAUACCCUCCCUUCGUCCACUUCAAUAUUAACAAUUUAGCAACGAUCUUUUUAUAAGAUACAUAUUAAAUCGUAAUGUUAUAGUACCUCUUCCGCUCUACGUUCACAACCUUUCCGACUCAAAGGAGCAUGUACGUAUAUACACACAUUAAUGGCCAAUUAAGUGAUAUCACUGAGUCAAUAGAUAAAAUAAGUUCACCAGGCGUUCCCCGGCAAUAAGAAAAAGUGUGUACGUGAUAUAGCAACUUUAAUGUAUAUUUUUUUGUAAGCCAGUCUCUCCUAAAUGGGGUAGUAAAAUAUCAUCAUUACAUUCACACUGAAAUCAUUCUCACUUCACUCAAUAAAAUUAAAAGAUCAUAAGAGGAUACCAAAUGGAAAAUUAGGUUGUUUGUAUGUAUGUAUCCAUAUUUCCAUUACAAUUUCAUAAGAUUACACGAAAUAUAUUGGAUUGCGGGCGCUUGGGGAUUCACAACUGUUGGAAAAGGGAAAAUGUAUUGUAGGAACUCAUGUUAUCCGAAUUUAUCCACGCAGUAAUUAAUUACUUCCCUGCAUUACACACUGGGAGCUGAACUGUGAAAACAGAAGUCAACAGGUUUCAACUCAUUCAGAAGGGCGGACAAUAUAUGUAUGUAUAUCUGAAAUGUUUUAGGUUGUGUGUCUUUUUAUGGCUCUAACCUAGCUUUGCUUAUUUGCAACGAAGUCCGUACGUUUAGUUUAGUUUAGUUUACUGGAGGGAGUCGCAGCUCCGAGCACUCAGGCCAUUGUUAGACCCAUUAUACUAUCCCCGUAAAUCGGCUAUUCAAUGGUUUCCCGCCUACGGGGUUCUCAGGCUUUAGUGAAUCUGAAAACAUUCUCCAGAGGCAGAGAGUGUGCAGAUUCUUCAUUGAAGAAAACCUUACCAAGAUCUCUUCAUCUGAGAUCUGAGGAUGCUGAGCAGCUGCAUACAAAUUGCAGGGCCUCCUCCUCACAUUUACUGCACAUAGCCGAAACCACAUCCCCAAUCUUUUCCAUAUGGUAGUUUAAGGAGCAGUGUCCGGUUAAAAGCCCUACUAUGGUUUUCAUGUCCCACUUCAUAAGGG
Hermetia illucens (black soldier fly) is the source of this 6034-nucleotide messenger RNA. RefSeq names its product guanylate cyclase soluble subunit beta-1 (gene Gycbeta100B). Gene Ontology annotation, cellular component: guanylate cyclase complex, soluble. Gene Ontology annotation, biological process: cGMP biosynthetic process; response to oxygen levels. The transcript has 16 exons. Bases 1258 to 3555 code for a protein of 765 amino acids. NCBI's taxonomy places the organism in Eukaryota, Metazoa, Arthropoda, Insecta, Diptera, Stratiomyidae. The record is from RefSeq and is a predicted model, not a curated record. Gene Ontology annotation, molecular function: heme binding; guanylate cyclase activity.